AUGCAGACCCAAGACAUCAAGCAGUGCAGGCUGACCAAGCUAGACGCUGUAAAAUACGUCGAGCUUGGAACAUCAGGUGGACAUCAUGUGGCUUGCUCGCCGAAUGCUGCCUAUUCCAUCCAUCGAUGCUCCCUAACUAUUACCGAAUCCGGUGAAGAAGGCAACUGGAAUUUUGCAGUCUCUGUUUGGUUGUCGUAUCGACUUGCAGAUUCCGGCGAUCGUCUCGCCAGACACAGUGCUCGCCUAUCAAAUGCCGCUAUAAAGCACGCUUCUACAUUCGCACCCAACGAGCGUUUCCACUUUUGUCAUUCCGCAUUGAAUUUGUUUCCUAUUUACGCCUCCGCUUCUGACACUGCCACCCGGCAUGCAUCUCCAUCACAACCUGGGAGGGAGAAGCUCCGGUCGUUUCCAAUUACGUAUAAGCCCUCCUUGCUGGAGCACGCACGUGACUUUCCUUGCUUUCAAGUGCCUGGGUGGGUUGGUAUCAUCUCGUCAGUGCUUAUGAAACUCCACUUCUGUAAAUUCACAAGCUUCAUGGAGCAAUCCAAGCACACUCCUGUCCCUCCGGUUACAGUUUCGGCUCAAGUUCUGGACUUAAAUUCUUCACCACCUCAGAGAGCGCCAGAUUCAGUUCAUCGCGCGAACUGGCAUCGAGAAGUCAAAGCAUGUCGCCCAUUGCACGAAUAUCUGGCCACAGGCCAGAACCUCGACAUCUUGUCCUCUUUAGAAAUGGUUAAAACCAUCACACGCGACUACCUUUAUCAACAGGAAAGCGUCGCCCUUCAAUCCCCGGAGUGUGAUGCGCUAUUGAAUCUUUUGAUCCGGGAGCACGCCUUUGCCGAUCAUUCACAGAGAGAUAUUGCCGUGGCAUCAUGCCUCCAUGUGCUCUCUAUUUCAGCAGCCCAUAGACACUUUACCUAUUGCCUCCAAAACAAUGUGCAGAGAUACAUCAGGCUCCUAGUCCUAGCUCAACGGAUCAAUACCGACUUCCUGCCACCCGAUACGAUAUCUUUUGUUCAAUCUUUAAGCUGGUUGACAUCUGGAAAUGGGUCCCCUUUAGAAGAUCUCCAGAAUUUCCGCCAAGUUAUCGAGAAAAUAGGAACGACGGAUGUUUGGGAGUUGACACCAGUUACAAUGGUUCAAAAACUUCUGACGAACACAGACUGCAGCUCUCGAAUACAAGGCCAUGUCCAAGAUCUCCUCCAAAGUCAUCGUUACCUCAGCGCAAUCAAAGCUCUAGCUUGGCUGAAGUCCGUUCAAAGCUUUCCUAAUAACCAGGACGCCGGUGCUAUGCUGGACGAAGUUCUCCCUGGCUGGCAUUACCUCCGCUUGUGGGAGCCAAAGAUAUCCCGCAUUACUCAGUUCGAACAAGGCAAUUUCAGCGAACAGCAGAGCCAAAAACUUGUUCAUAUCCUUACCCUAGAAGGACCAGAUACAAUUACAUGGCAAAAGCCGUCUCUUGCCAAGGUCGAUCUGGGACACCGCCAGAAUCCAGCUUGUCGAUUAAGCUCAACAGAAGCUGAAUGUAUUCUGGAUCUCCUUUACAGUUGCCAGCGCUUGGGCACAAAUGCGAUUGAUCUAUUCAUCUGCCUCUGUGUGGAUGACACCCUCGAAGAAUAUGAAUUUGGCCCGGACUUUGUGAAGGAUGCAAUCGCAAUUGGAGACGAUAUUUGCUGCCUCAAUGCCCGAAUUCUUAUAGAGGGGGCACAAGAUGGGGUCACUGUGAGCCAGCGGUUGAGCAGUUUCACAAAAGCGUUGCCUGCCGUGAAGAGCCUCGGCCCUCACUGGUUUGAUCGGCCGCCUUUGAUCCAAGCAUUCGGCAGGGUUGAAACUACGAUGUCGAAAGCGCAGGAAGCCUUCCACAAAUCUUUGGAAACUGGAUCGGGAAGACAUAUGGGAAUGCUAAUCCACGGCUAUGGAGACGCUAUUCUGAAGGCACCUUUCGUCCACGUGACCUUAUCUGGUCAGUUUCUCUCAAAGCUACGGCAAUUUCCUACCCGCGACACUCUCAUGGCUGUUUUCGAACGCAUUAGAAAGAGCUCUAGUCAGAUUCCAAUCGAAAAUUGCCGGUUCAAGUCAUACUUAGCAUCAGCAUUGGGGGGAAGACUAUUGGUUUUAGACCAUUCUAUUACUAUGGCGGCUAUACAAAACGAGAUAAAGUUCUGGAAACAUCCACCCGACACAGCGAGAAAGGAUCUAGCACGUGCUCUAGAGAAGGUUAAAACCGUGCGUUACUCCCUUUACACGUCCUGGCUUCUAGUCAUUCUGCGCGAGGACGAUCAAUUUAUAGGCGAAGUGAAGCAUAUCAUGAUGGGUGAAAUGGAGCAACGCGUUUUGCGGCUGGCAAACUACUUAGCCAUUCGGCGAAAAUUCAAUCAAAUGCGGGACGAAACAUGGCUUCUUCUCUUUGCUUCUCUCAUCGAGGAUCGAGGGCCGACUUACCUACAGAAAAUGGCCGAUUCAAUGCCGGUGACGGGCUUCGAAGAGCUGAUCUCUAACCUGUCCAAACUUGUGGAGUCAGUUCGCGGAAGCCUUCCUCAAUUUGGAGCAGGGCUGACCCAGGAGCAGCUUGACUGGUGGGAGACGUUAUCUCAAAGAAGAGAUGCCCUUCAAACGCUUUUCGGAAACCGAGGCCAAACGAUGAAUCCAAAGUGGUUAUACUUUCCGCCUUCUCCACGCAAGAUAAUUGGACUACUAGACGCUCUAGGAGCUGCCAAUACAUCCCAUUCUAUCUAUACUCAAGUGUUACCGUUCCUCUCGCAAAACGGAGAUAAUAUCCUGGACUUGUGCGAUUGCAUAGAAUCACUCAAGACGACAUCCGCUUUCGGUCAGGACAUAUUUAAACGCCAAAUCACGCGGUACCAAAAUAAGGGAGACAAGAAAUUGCCCGGAGGCAUUCUUAAGGCCAUCAUUCAAAUAUGGACUCGAGAAGGUAGUCAACUUACUUCUCCCGACCGACUCGCUUUGGCCUUCCUUGAGAAGCUGCUACAGUUGCCAACCUCGUUCCCACCUUCAGCCCUACACACGCUGAGACAACUCUUUGAGGCAGACCACAAUGAAUUGAUGGAACGAGCAAGGAGCCUGGAAAAAUUGCGCUUGCAGUUACAUCAGUCCAAUUCAAAUCGGGUUGCCGCCAUCCUCAGGCGCCUUCAGAUAGAAAACACCAGCCCUGGUCGUGCAACGCAGGGAAAUAUCCCAGAAGAGAUUGCAGAUGCUGUGGAGGCUAUUGGUGAGGAAGAGUACGAGAUUUCGUUCCCACUUACAGGGCUCAAUGAUGUUCAACGCGCUGCUAAAGGGAUAUCACCAAAUUCUCGUCUUUUGCUUGUUCGACUCUCGAUUAGAAGCGGUACUAGAGCCAAUGGACCAACCUUUUGCAUUCACUUUUCACCUAAUGAAGAAGGUGGACACACACAUGGCCCUUGGGCCAUCAAAGACGCGACGUUGCCCAACGGCGCGAUAUGCACGACUCGCCCAACGCUUUUUACAUAUCAUCUGGGCCGAAUCAUCCAUAAAAUGCUGUCAACAUCACCAAUUCGCCUUCCAGCUAUCUACUCUUGCGUAGCAAGUCUAGUCUCUUCUGCGCCAGACACAUGUCUGGUAUGCACGCAAGGCAUGGGUAUUCGGCUCUGGAAGCCAUCCGCUUGUUCUCGAAAUUGCUCUCUCGUGCUCCGAGCUGCACCAUUGGAGGUCCGACUUCAUAACAUGUUAAUCAACCCAAAAGCGAUCGACCUCCUCCUCACCUCCAUCUAUGCAGCUUCAUCAGAGUCCCAGUCGAUGCAAUUGCUUCCCUACUGCCCCGUGGCGCUCCCGAGUAUCAAGGCCGUUAUUGACUCCAUGCCAAUGUUAGACGGCCUACAGACGGCAAGCGAUCUACGUACAGCUAUACGGGGAAGUGAUACUUAUGGUAAAAAUAGGGAGGACCUUCUAUCUUGGCUUUGUAUGAGAUUCAGGGGAUUCAUGCUGUCCGUUCCAGAUGGGUUCAAGGUUCCCAGCCUCGGGGUAAACACUGAGCAAUUCCUAAUCGUGAAUUCCAAUCACGAAAGGGAAAAGGGAUUUAAUGCACAUUACACAUCUGGCGGAGGAAGUACAGUCGUAUUCCAUGGUACACGCGCUUCGAGAUUAUUCCCUAUCCUAAUCGACGGCCUUCGGAUCGCUAGAAAUGGAAAUCUGAGGCUUAAUGGUGCUGCUUACGGCGAAGGAAUUUACUGUGGAAACGACAUGCAAACAUCAUGGGGUUUCUCUGGUACCACAGGACAAAGCUGGCGCAAUAGCACGCUCAAGAAUAUGAACGUCAUGCUGGGGUGUGAGUUAGCGCCCGCAACUCCAGGCACGCAUGGCAGCAUUCACGUCGUCACAGAUGAGAAUCGCCUGUUGGGGCGAUAUGUGUUUCUAUUGCCACAGACAUUUCGGCCUCCGAUUCGCAGUCAUGUCGAGCCUGCGAUGAUGACGGGUUUUGCAAAGUUGAGGUCGGGACUACAGGCAUAG
Lindgomyces ingoldianus is the source of this 4485-nucleotide messenger RNA. RefSeq lists its product as uncharacterized. Bases 1 to 4485 code for a protein of 1494 amino acids. The transcript has 6 exons. The record is from RefSeq and is a predicted model, not a curated record. NCBI's taxonomy places the organism in Eukaryota, Fungi, Ascomycota, Dothideomycetes, Pleosporales, Lindgomycetaceae. Gene Ontology annotation, molecular function: NAD+ poly-ADP-ribosyltransferase activity.